This is a messenger RNA of Gaeumannomyces tritici R3-111a-1, 618 nucleotides long. RefSeq names its product ADP-ribose pyrophosphatase. Gene Ontology annotation, cellular component: nucleus; cytosol. Gene Ontology annotation, molecular function: ADP-ribose diphosphatase activity. The record is from RefSeq and is a predicted model, not a curated record. Bases 1 to 618 code for a protein of 205 amino acids. NCBI's taxonomy places the organism in Eukaryota, Fungi, Ascomycota, Sordariomycetes, Magnaporthales, Magnaporthaceae. The transcript is spliced from 5 exons. Gene Ontology annotation, biological process: ribose phosphate metabolic process; nucleoside phosphate metabolic process.
AUGUCGGCAUCCAACGCGAAGGUUCUUUCGACGGGCCCCUUGGCCGAUGCCAAAGCCAAAUGGAUGCGGCUUCUUGAGAUUAAAUACCAAGAUCCUAAUGGCGUCGAGAGGACCUGGGAGUCCGCCGAGCGUCAAACUCGCCCCAAGGGCUGCGAUAUCGAUGGCGUAGGCAUCGUGGCAAUCCUCGAGAAGCCGACAGGCCCAGAGAUUGUGCUGCAGAAACAGUACCGUCCCCCUACGGACAAGAUUGUGAUCGAGGUCCCUGCUGGCUUGAUGGACGCGGGCGAGACGCCGGAAGAAUGUGCCAUUCGCGAGUUGCGGGAGGAGACUGGGUAUGUCGGGAAAGCAACCGAGACAUCCCCCGUCAUGUUCAAUGACCCGGGGUUCUGCAACACCAAUCUCCGUAUGGUCCACGUCAGCAUCGACAUGAGCCUACCCGAGAACCAAGACCCCAGGCCGCAGCUGGAGGAGAGCGAGUUCAUCGAGGUUUUCCACGUCCCGCUCUCGAGCCUCUGGGACGAGUGCAAGAAGCUGGAAGCCCAAGGGUUCGCCAUCGACGCGCGCGUCGGGACGUUUGCAGAGGGCAUUGAGGUGGCGAAGCGCUUCCGCUUAUCAUAA